AUCUUUUCCAAGUAUGGGGUGCCUUUAAUCGCGGGAUAAAUCAAAAGAAUUGUCAAAUCAAAAUACAGAACAACCUUAAUUGUCUGAUGGUGAAGCGAUAGAUCCAAAAAUAAAGAAAGACUUUGAAAGUUAGUCACUCGAAGAUAUGUAGAAGAAGGUAGUUAUUGAGCCUUCUAUUUCAAUUGAUGAGGAUAAUAGCAGUAAUUCACCUAUGAGUCAUUUCGAUGAAUAAAUUAAAAAAAACUUUUUCAAAAACCAGGCAAAACCUAAGAUAUUAAAAAAAAAUAUCCAUCGUGAUUUCUCUCCCAAAAGAACUCAAGAAUAAAAGUAAAAUGAUUUAAAAAGAUCUUCUUCGUAAAAAUGUAUUGAAGGAAACUACAUACCAAAAAACAAGUUAUAUUACUAAAAAUAUAGAGAAAUUAAUAGAAAUAGGAUGAAAGAUAGAAUUAAUAAGCAUAUAUAAGAAUAGCAACAAAAUAAUUUAGAAAAUAAUCAAACACAAAUAUCCUAAUAGAUGAUAAUAGAGCCCUUUCAAGAACAAGAAGUAGUUGCUCAGUAUUCAAGAAAGAAUAGCGAAAGUCAGUGUUCGCUUUCUGAGAUUGAUAUAAUUUGUUACUCUUGUCAGACAAAGAUUUAAACUAAUAUCUUCCAACCAGAAUGUUUGCACAAUUAUCAUUAAAAUUGCUUAUCAGAAUUAAUUACUUAACAAAUCAAAGGUGAUAAAUUACAGAUUUAUUGUUUAUGCAAUAAAGUCAUUCCAACAAAAUUUAUUGCAUUUGUCUUAAAGUAGAGUGAUAAUUAAAAUUAAGGCUAAGAUUAUUUGGAUACAUACUUUAAUAAAUAACACGAUUUUCUAACUUAAAACUUAUUUUGA
Messenger RNA from Paramecium octaurelia, 874 nucleotides. The record is from the annotation of a GenBank genome assembly. Lineage: Eukaryota; Ciliophora; Oligohymenophorea; Peniculida; Parameciidae.